Molecule: messenger RNA, 612 nt
Organism: Macrosiphum euphorbiae (potato aphid)
Lineage: Eukaryota; Metazoa; Arthropoda; Insecta; Hemiptera; Aphididae
Source: the annotation of a GenBank genome assembly
AUGACUGAAACGAUGGCGACUUCUUCGACCGCGACGUGGAAUUUUCGGCUAUCAAAAGAAACAACGCGGUAUUUAAUUAAUUUAUUGAAACCGUACAUUGUUGUUGAUAGCCGAUUAUCCUCUAUCGAUAUUCAAACAAAAGUUUUAGUAGCUUUAAAUUUUUUUGCUACCGGGUCAUAUCAAACGUCAGUAGGCCAUUUAGAUUGUACCCACAUAGCUAUUGUAUCUCCUUCGAAAAAUUUGGAUCUUGUUGAAAAUCGAUAUCCAGAAUAUAUGUAUGUCAACCGCAAGAGUUACCAUUCAAUUAAUGUUCAUCUAGUAUGUGAUUCAAAUCUAAAAGUACUGAACGUAAACGCACUGUUUCCCGGAAGUACUAACGAUGUCCACAUAUGGAACAACAGCAAUGUUUCAAACAUGCUCGAAGAACUACAUACACAUGAUUAUAGUGACUACUUUUUAUUAGGUGAUUCUGGUUAUCCUCUACGCCCAUGGCUCCUAACGCCAAUUGCUCAACCAACAACAGCAGCUGAAGAAAAUUACAACAAAAACCAAAUGCAUGUAAGAAGUGUAAUAGAAAGAUGUAACAGAGUCCUAAAAAUGCGGUUUAGGUAG